UUUUUCUCUCUCACACACAUAAUGUGAGACUACAUUUUCGUUGUCUUUUCAUUUUGCCAUGGACUUUGUUUGAAAUCUUUGUCGCUUUUGUGUUCAGUUUUAGCUUAGCCUAUCAUUUGGUAGCUGUUGCUAUUUUUUGUUUGUCUCUCCUGUCGUCGUCGUCGACGACAGAUUGGAUUUAGUUUGUUUAGUCUGAGGCACUUUUUGAUGCGCUUAUUCAGUGGUGUGUCGAAAAUUUCGAGUACAUUCUAAUAACUGUCUGUUUAGAUUUAUUGGUUCAUCAUGAAAAUGGGAAAGCAGUCGAGUUAUAAAAUGUAGACGAAAUGUUGGGAAUUUAAGCGAAUUUUUCCUUUUAACUUUUUUUUUGAGAAACGAAAAGCACGUGACCAACGCACACAAAGCACAUGCACAACAAAUAAAAAAAAGCAUUCAGCAACGCGUAACUGUUAACGCAUAAUAUCGCCAGGGGCACAAUUCUUUUAUUUCCCGUGCACAUCAUCAUCUUCUGCACGCAUCAAACAAUUGCACACACACACACAAUUCUUUUCCGUGUCAAAUUCCAAAUCUAAUGAGUCAGAAAUGCAUCGUGUUUUAAGCUAUCAAACAGCCAUGCAAAUCAACGACGACCGCGAUAUUCGAACGUACAUCACAAAAAGGACUUGUAUCAGCUUGAUAUUUAGUGCAUCCUUUUUUACACUUAUACUGGGUUUUCUUUUGGGUAAAUUCGUAUCGGAUCGCCAUUAUAAAAUACGACAAAUGACUCAGCCCAAAUAUAUAGCCGUUAUCGAACAGCUUCAGACGUUGCGACGAUCAAUAGAAACAUCUGCUCAAAACAUAUCGGAUUCGACGCUGUUGCAAACACAUCCGAAAUACAAUCGUUUGCUAUGGGACGAGGCGAUUAAGACACAAUCGUGUACGGAUAAAACCAUUGAUCAAAACUUUGACAUCAAUUUUGAAGAUUUUAUCGAAAAAUUGGUGGACAAUGAGUUGAAAACGGUCGUUCAAUGUCUCAUCAAAUUGAAUAGCAUCCUUAACACGCUUGGGAAGGACUAGCGGUGGCGAGCAUAUCGGCGUCUCGGCUAACUUUAGUUGAUUCAUCCAAACAUUCCAUCUGUUUUGAUGAUUAAACUGUUGGAGCAUCACGUCGAGACUGUCCGAGACAGUCGCUCAAAUCGAACGAUUUCGAAAGGGCGAAUUACACUUUCACCAUUCAAAUUUCUUAACUAAUCGCCGUCUCUUUCAUUAAUAUUAUUUAGUUACCGAUUAAAAGCCUUUAGUUGGAGUGACAUUUUUCUUUUCAAUUCAUAUGGAAAUCAUACACACACACACACUUCAUUGUUUUCAUAUACACAAAUCGUCACGUGAUUGGAGGACGCAACGGCACAGACAUCCUAUGGCACAUCGCUAAAUUAUUUAGUCUAAAUUAAUAGUCCGUGUGUGUGAGCGUGUGCAUUUUUUUCUCCUUCUGUUUAGCCAAAUCGCCGAUUCAUAGCCUUUUUAUGUAAAUAGGCUUCAGGCUAUAAUUUUAUCGAUUUAUUAUAUAAACUAAACAAAAAAUUUAGCAUUUAGAAUCGUUUAGGUAAUUUUUACAGCUAUCUCUAUGCUAACAAGUGGAGAAACCAAAUACAUUUAAAUGGAAAGAAGAAAGCCACAAAGGCCGGAUCAAGCAAAUAUGUAUUAAUUCCACAAAAAUGUGCACGUGUUCAUAGGAUUUUUGUAAUAACACAGAUACGUACACACACACACACAUACACACACACAC
This is a messenger RNA of Sitodiplosis mosellana (orange wheat blossom midge), 1762 nucleotides long. RefSeq lists its product as uncharacterized. Lineage: Eukaryota; Metazoa; Arthropoda; Insecta; Diptera; Cecidomyiidae. The record is from RefSeq and is a predicted model, not a curated record. Bases 580 to 1053 code for a protein of 157 amino acids. The transcript has 4 exons.